AGAAGAAGACUGCGUUACCAAGGAGACGUGAGCUGUGGUGCUACUGACCGUUAGCCGUUGAAGUAACGUUAGCCGUUGGAACUACCGUUAGCCGUUGAACUCGGAGGAAGAGUAGAGAGGACUUUCGGUGCCGCAUGUUUUUUUUUGUGUGUGUGUGUAAGGAGACAUUUGUGACAUGGCAGAACUGCACAUUAUAGGCCAGAUCGUCGGUGGCACUGGUUUCCCGCAAAACAGUCUGUUUUGCAAAUGGGGAGUUCAUACGGGAGGAGCAUGGCGUCUCCUGGCCGGGCUGAAGGAGGGUCAGACCCAGGUGGACAUCCCCCAAAUCGGAGACAUGGCGUACUGGAGCCACCCGAUUGAUCUCCACUACGCCACAAAGGGAGUGCAAGGCUGGCCGAAGCUUCACCUCCAGGUGUGGCACCAGGACUCCUUCGGCCGCUGCCAGUUGUACGGUUACGGAUACUGCCAUAUCCCCUCCAGCCCCGGACACCACCGGAUCAGCUGUGUGACCUGGAGGCCGAUCGGGUCCUGGCAGGAGCAGCUGGCGCAAAUGUUUGUCGGCGGAGGUCCUCAGCUCCGCAGCCCGGAGCUUGUGUACAGCGGGGCGGACAGAUACAGACUGCACACCGAAGCCAUGGGGACGGUGGAGCUGGAGAUAGGCAUCAUUAUGAGACACUUCGACAAAUAUGGCGUCGAGAGUUAACGGAGUGACGUUGAAAAGGACUUUAUGAAUUUAUUUAUAUAUGGUGCAGGCGGAGGUCAGACUUGGUUUUAGUACAGUUUUGUACUUUUUUUUUGCAUUUGUGGUUUUUUUAUAUACAUUAAUAUUAGGUGUACGUGAAUAAAGAA
This is a messenger RNA of Morone saxatilis (striped sea-bass), 849 nucleotides long. RefSeq names its product B9 domain containing 2 (gene b9d2). The record is from RefSeq and is a predicted model, not a curated record. Lineage: Eukaryota; Metazoa; Chordata; Actinopteri; Moronidae. Gene Ontology annotation, biological process: cilium assembly. The transcript has a single exon. Gene Ontology annotation, cellular component: MKS complex. Bases 176 to 703 code for a protein of 175 amino acids.